Molecule: messenger RNA, 891 nt
Organism: Fusarium pseudograminearum CS3096
Lineage: Eukaryota; Fungi; Ascomycota; Sordariomycetes; Hypocreales; Nectriaceae
Exons: 4
Coding region: 1-891 (296 amino acids)
Molecular function (GO): catalytic activity
Source: RefSeq, a predicted model, not a curated record
AUGAAGGUAGCUUGGCAGCGACUUAUUCGAUUUGUGUCAACAGAUGGACGCACCCUGAGAGGAGAGCCCAUACUUCCUACAUCUGAAUUCGACAUCGGAGACGCGGUGGAGAAAACACGCCUUCAGGCCCGUGUCAUUGAUGGAGACGAUAUUUACGACACGACUGGUGCCACGCGGGUUACAGACGAGGUUGUCACCGUCAAAACCCUCCUCGGACCCCUGACGCCCGCCGAUGUACCCAUCCUAAGAUGUGUUGGGCUAAACUACGCCACCCACAUUCGCGAAGCUGGCCGAAAAACCCCACCAUUUCCAUCUAUUUUCUUCAAGCCAUCAACAACAGUACAUGAUCAUGACGUAAAUGUGGUAAUCCCAAGGGUAGCCCAGGAUGAACAGGCAGACUAUGAAGGGGAGCUGGUUGUGGUAAUUGGCAAAGACGCCAAGGACGUCCAAGAAAGUGAAGCUCUCGAAUAUGUCGCUGCUUACACAGCUGGAAACGAUAUUUCGUCUCGCAAAUGGCAGAGAGAUCCCAAUCUCGCAGGUGGCGUACCGCAAUGGGGAUUUUCCAAAGGGUUUGAUACCUUUGCCCCAUUAGGUCCUGUGCUAGUUUCGACCGAGCUGAUCCCAUCGCCUGAAAGUCUUCACCUGCAGACGAUUGUUGACAGACAGGUACGACAGGACGCCAAACUGGACGACCUUGUCUUUUCUAUCCCACGUCUGAUAGCACACCUAUCUUCCGGGACCACGCUGCAAAAGGGUAGUGUUAUUAUGACUGGUACUCCUGGUGGAGUUGGCGCUGGGUUGAACCCACCUAAGUAUCUUGUGCCAGGAACACAUAUGGAAGUUAGAAUUACCGAGAUUGGAACUUUGAGAAAUGGCGUACAGUUUGAAUAG